Debaryomyces fabryi is the source of this 2940-nucleotide messenger RNA. RefSeq lists its product as uncharacterized. Bases 1 to 2940 code for a protein of 979 amino acids. Lineage: Eukaryota; Fungi; Ascomycota; Pichiomycetes; Serinales; Debaryomycetaceae. The record is from RefSeq and is a predicted model, not a curated record. The transcript has a single exon.
AUGAUGAUAUGCAGUAGUUGUGGAAAAGAAAAGAAAACGGCUAGUCAGAUGAAGACUUGUCGAAAAUGUCGUCACAGAAAGCGGAAACAAAAGAAAAUUACCAAGGAAUUGAAUAAUAACAAAGAAUUGAAAGGAGCGUUUCAAAUACUUUCUCCAGAGAUUGAGCAACCAGCUUUAUUGCCAGAUCAAAAUUUUGAAGUACGGCAUCAUAUUGAUGAUAAUAUAAGUGACAAUAGUCGAGAUAAAGAAGGCGAUAAUAGUAGAAUUGAGAAUUUAGUAUCUGAAAGAACAGUAGGUUGGAAUUUUAGAGCGAAGAACGAGAAUAUGCUUAUGGACUCCCAGGCUACCAUAGCUGCAGACUCAUCUUCGAAUGACUCUUCUAAUGAAUAUGACGUUGAAUCUGAAAAUUUUAAGACCGAGGUAUUAGCACACAUUUCUGCAGAUAAUAAUAUGUAUAACAAUAUGAUAGAUAUUGAUAGCCAGCCUAACAUUGCAAACGUAAAUGAAGUGGGAAAUGAAAGCGACAACAACAUAGAAAUGGAGGAAAUGCAAGAAUAUGAAGAAAUGCAAGAAAAUGAAAAUGAAAAUAACCUGGAUUACGAAAAUAUACAAACAGCCGAGGAGCCUGAUAAAGCCGUAAAGGAAUUAGUCAAUAGAAAUAGAAGAAAUUCUAUAUCACCACCUCCAAGGACAGAAACGGGGACAUACACAGAACACCUAUCUCCUGAGGAUGAAGAAAAGGCAAUAGAAGAAUUACUAGCCGUUAAUGGUUACCGCUUUGAUAACUGGGCUAAAAUUGUAGUUAAAUCCAAUACAGGAUCUAUACUCGAUAUUCAUAGAUCAAAUAAGUGGUAUAUAGAAUUGAAUUCGACCACAAGGGUAUUGAAGAAUGAAUCCACUAGACUCAGGAUACUGAAAAUUAUUGGUGAUAAGAAUUACACUGGAGUUCGUAGUGGUUUCUUGACAAGACCAAUUCAACAUGCAACGCUUUACACCCUCAAACAUUGUCCAGAUUGUUCGAUGCUUUCAAAACGAUUGCAUCAUGUUAAACAUUUUAAGCCAUCCACAAAGGAAGUAUGCAGUAACAGAUGUCAUUUCGUAACUGUCCAAGGCCAUAAGAUUAGUCUGUCAUAUAUCAAAAUAAUCAGUUCUCAUGAAUUUCCAGACAUACCUAGUUCAAUUGUUAACAAAUUAAAUAAACCCCAGCUAACAAGGGAAUUGACUGAAUAUAUUCUAGGGGGGAAUAAGUAUUUGGAAGAUGUUAAUUUUAAAGAAAAUAUACUUGAUAAGUAUCGAAAGGAUUUCGGAUCACUAUUAUUACAGUUAUCUCAAGAGUCAGAAACGGUUCACGAAUUAAGACAGGCUUUGGUGGAUCGGAUGGGAAAAAUUAGUGAAUUUGCUAAAAAAGACCACCAGGUUGGUCACAGUUUAUUUAGAAAAUUCCGUAAUGUUCGGCAACAAACGGUUACAAUGUAUACAAAUAUAGUAUUUAAAAUCUUGUAUACAAUGUUCAAACUACAAGAACUAGGUUAUUUCAAAUUACAAAACAUUGAUGAAAACAUUGAGUCUAUUGAUAGCAUUGAAGUGAUAACAAACUACGUUGAUAAUCACUUAAUCUUCACCAAAAUAAAUCCCGUUGGAUUUAAAUUUGUUAGUUCACCAUUUAUAGUUGCAUUGUGGAUUAAUCACCUCGAACCAGUGAAUUUUAGUUUACGUGAUGAAAGUGGCAUUCAGCAUUUAUUUGAUGCAACACAAUUUGUAAUGAAAUUAGAAUUAAUUAAUUACUGUCACGAAAAUCAAAAGAAUUUAGAAAAAGAAUACAAGGCCCGCUUCAAAGCUAGUGAAGAUUACACCACUGUUUAUAAACUUCUAAAAAUCAUGAAAUGCAAACUCUUUGAAUUUAGAACAAUUGCUUCUAAUUACUAUGAUGUAUUCUUCACAAGAAAAUACUCUACCAUGUUAUACCGAGACACUGAAAUUCAUUUAUCAGAUAUACCGGAAUUUGUUAUUUUUCUUGUGAGAAGAUUCUGUAAUACAUUAACACCAAUAUUAUCACCAGGGUUCAACUUGCUAGAUUUUAUUGAGGAAAACUACGAUCUGGAAUUUUAUUCAGCAACAUCGUGUUUUAUGCCUCUCCACGCCUACAGAACACAGCUUCCGUUUGUUAAUUUUGAUUCACCUGAUAAUUUGAAAAAAGCUCUUUGUUUCAAUUUUUUUAAACUAAAUAAAAUCAUCAUUUUAAUGAUGUACUUCACAGGAGGUCUUCCAUUCAGAAUGACCGAGGUUCUCGUGUUACAAUUCAAUGACGUAAAGAGAAAUAUAUUUUUCCGCGGAGGGAAAAUGUUGUGCACAUAUACCUAUAACAAAACAGAUAAUGUUAGCAACAAGAGUAAACUAAUAUCAAGAGGAUAUCCCAUUAUUGUCUCUAAGGUUGUCUUCUUCUACAUUAAUUAUAUUAGAUAUUAUGAGCUCAAAGUAAUGGAACAAUUGAAGCAAAUAGACAGAAAUAAAGAAAAAUGGGAGAAGUUACAAGAAAGAUGCACUAGAUACUUAUUUGUUGAUAUUGGAAGCGGGAUCGUUCAACAAGAAGAUAUGUAUGCUCUUUUCAUGUCAAUGAGUACGAUAUUCUUCAAGAAAAGGUUGGGAAUAAGAGAUUGGAGGCAGAUCAUGGUGCAGUUUGUUAAGAAGAAUGUGUCAAGCACCAGUAAAUUAAGUUCGACAUUUAUCUAUAAAUUCUUAGAAAUGCAAGCAGGGCAUGGACCUGUAGUUGCACUCAAUAGUUAUGAGAAGACCAACAGCAGAGAAUAUGACAACAGUAUUGUUGAGGCACAACAAAUGAUGUCCGAGCGGUGGCACGACAUUAUUAAUCUUCCUUCCUCCAUCAGAGAAAUAGAAGAUUUUGAACCCAAAGUCCAGUUUGAGCCGAAGGAGAUCUUUUAA